Molecule: messenger RNA, 3892 nt
Organism: Juglans microcarpa x Juglans regia
Lineage: Eukaryota; Viridiplantae; Streptophyta; Magnoliopsida; Fagales; Juglandaceae
Product: non-lysosomal glucosylceramidase-like
Exons: 19
Coding region: 866-3715 (949 amino acids)
Biological process (GO): glucosylceramide catabolic process; carbohydrate metabolic process
Cellular component (GO): membrane
Molecular function (GO): beta-glucosidase activity; glucosylceramidase activity
Source: RefSeq, a predicted model, not a curated record
AAAAUAAAAAAAUAAAAAAUUAUGUGUAUUGUACGGUGCGACGAUGAUGAUUAGAAUUUUUAUAGGAUUAGUAUUUAUACCUUUGUGCUGCACUUAGUUCGAUAUUUGCACGAUCCUAGUUUAUGAUUCUUUAGUUGUUGUUGCUGUUUUUAAUGUUGUUUUUGAGAGACGAAAUCCUUCACUUUUGGAUGCUUCUUGAAGUUCAAGCUUCUUGAUAUUGGUGUUUGCAAACUUGAGGAAAAUUGUGUUCGAAAGAGAUGAUGAUCAAUGACAGCAAUGCACGAGUCUAUUCUGAAAAUUAACUGUCUAUAUACUGCCUUUUGCAAAUAUAAUUUGAAUUUUGAGUCGAAAAUAGAAAAAAACCUGAGUUGUAUCAGCGAUCGAUGUUCCAGUCUCUGCUGUCAAAGGUCAUAUCUAGAAGAAAAAAAAUUAUCGUAGAAUUUACUUAUUUUGUUUCGUCGGAGAAGCCAUUCCUGGAAACAUAUUUAAUGAAAAAAGGGAAGGCUAUAAUAUAAGGCCAUUGUUUGCAAGUUACGAAGCAAAGGCAAAAGAUCAGACGGUUCAUGUUGCUCGAUCGUGCUUUGCUCUGUGCAUUGAAUAUGUUUAGCAUAGGACAGAUUGUGUGUGACAAAAACAAUGCAACGAGGUUUUGAUGAAUGAUGUUCUUUUACCACCCAGUGAGAUAUAUAUAUAUGUGCUCUUGUUAUUUAGGCAUAAUGUUUUAGUACAUAGAUAAUAGCUAUCUAGGAUGUUCCAUUGGAGAGGUCAGACCAAGAUUUAUUGACGUCCAAUUUCUAAGUAUGAAAAGUUAAACUGUUUCGUCGACUGAUGUCCUACCAAUGUUUUUUCAUAUUUCUUAGCAAAGAUGGAAAAUGGUUUCAAACAUGAAGACGAAACAGAGCUUCCUUCCAGUUUUUCUCAUUACAAGGUUGACCCAGGGAAACCAGCCCCACUGACUUGGCAAAGGAAGUUGAAUUUUCAGGGAAACGUGCCUUCAGAGUUCACAGUGCCGUUUCGGGAGAAAAUACAAAUGGCUCCGUUUGGCAUUCGACUAAUGCGUUAUUCUAAGGAAGAAGUAGCCAAAGGAAGGCUGCCAGUAUUUGAUUUUUUCAAUAGGCGUACCACCACAUGUCACCAUGGUGUUCCUUUAGGUGGUAUUGGUGCAGGAAGCAUUGGAAGAAGCUACAGAGGCGAGUUUCAAAAAUUUCAACUGUUCCCCGGACAAUGUGAAGAGAACCCCAUGUUAGCAAAUCAAUUUUCUAUUUUUGUUUCAAGGCCUAAUGCUAAAAAAUAUUCUACUGUAUUAUGCACCGGGAGCCCAGAGGUACCCAAAGAAGGCACUGCUUCUGGCAUUGAAACUUGGGAUUGGAAUUUGAACGGCGAGAAGUGUACAUAUCAAGCUUUGUUUCCAAGGGCUUGGACAACCUACGGUGGUGAACCUGACCCAGAACUUAGAAUUGUUUGUCGCCAAAUUUCACCUUUUAUUCCCCAAAAUUAUAAGGAGAGCAGUUUCCCUGUAUCAGUAUUUACAUUUACGGUAUCUAAUAAAGGAAAGACUCCUGCAGAUGUGACGAUGCUCUUUACAUGGGCUAAUUCCGUAGGUGGGAUCUCGGGAUUUUCUGGUCACCACUGCAACUCAAAGAUAGUGGGAAAAGAUGGAGUGCACGGAGUACUUUUACACCACAAGACCGCACAUGACCACCCUCCGGUUACUUUUGCUAUCGCAGCAGAGGAAACAGGUGAUGUUCAUGUUUCUGAGUGUCCUAGCUUUUUGAUAUCUGGUGAUUCCCAGGGUAUCACAGCUAAAGACAUGUGGCAUGAAAUUAAAAAGAAUGGGUCAUUCGAUCACCUUGACCACAAUGAAACUCCAACACCUUCAAAACCAGGAUCAUCUAUUGGAGCAGCUAUAGCAGCCUCUUUGACUAUUCCUUCUGAUUCUAUCCGAACUGUCACAUUUUCAUUGGCAUGGGACUGCCCAGAAGUGAGAUUUGGUCAAAAAACUUACCACAGGCGCUACGCCAGAUUUUAUGGCACUCAUGGGAAUGCUGCAGCAAGUAUUGCACGUGAUGCUAUACUUGAGCACGCCCUAUGGGAAUCCCAGAUAGAAGCAUGGCAGAGACCAGUUCUUGAUGACAAAAGGCUGCCCGAAUGGUACUCAGUCACUCUCUUUAAUGAGCUGUAUUAUCUUAAUGCUGGGAGAACAAUCUGGACAGAUGGAUCACCUCCAAUGCAAAGUUUAGGAACCAUUCGUGAGAGGAAGUUCUUCAUUGAUAGACCCCGAUCAAAUCUGAAGAAUACAGCUGAUAUGUCUCAUCAAAAUGACACUGCUAUUGAUAUCCUUGAAAGGAUGGCGGCAACACUUGAGCAAGUACAUACUCCACUAACAUCAAAUUCUGCUUUUGGAACCUAUUUGCUCCCGAAUGAAGAAGAAAACAUUGGUCAGCUUCUUUAUUCGGAAGGAACUGAAUACCUAAUGUGGAACACUUAUGAUGUCCACUUCUACUCAUCUUUUGCACUACUCAUGUUAUUCCCCAAACUUGAACUUAGUAUCCAAAGAGACUUUGCAGCAGCAGUAAUGAUGCAUGAUCCUGACAGGAUGAAAAUUAUGAGUGAUGGAAAGUGGGUUGAACGAAAGGUUCUAGGUGCUGUACCCCAUGAUAUUGGGUUCAAUGACCCUUGGUUUGAAGUAAAUGCUUAUAAUUUGCAUAAUACAGAUAGGUGGAAAGACUUGAACUCUAAGUUUGUUCUCCAAGUAUAUAGAGAUAUGGUUGCUACCGGUGAUAAAAAUUUUGCACGAGCUGUUUGGCCUUCAGUAUAUGUUGCAAUGGCUUAUAUGGAUCAGUUCGAUAAGGAUGGAGACGGGAUGAUCGAGAAUGAGGGGUUCCCUGAUCAGACUUAUGAUAUAUGGUCCGUUAGUGGUGUGAGUGCAUAUUCAGGAGGGCUUUGGGUGGCAGCCCUCCAGGCUGCUUCAGCCAUGGCAUGUGAAGUAGGUGAUAAAGCAUCUGCAAAUUUCUUUUGGGUUAGGUAUCAAAAGGCAAAAGCUGUAUAUGACACACUAUGGAAUGGUUCUUACUUUAAUUACGACAACAGUGGUGGUAGUUUCAGUGCAUCUAUUCAAGCUGAUCAAUUGGCAGGACAAUGGUAUGCUAGAGCAUGUGGUCUUUCUCCAAUUGUCGAAAAAGACAAGGUGACGAGUGCCCUCGAGAAGGUUUAUAAUUUCAAUGUCCUAAAGGUUAAGGGAGGUAUGCGUGGGGCAGUGAAUGGGAUGCGGCCAGAUGGAAGGGUUGAUAUGUCGACAAUGCAGUCAAGAGAAAUUUGGUCUGGAGUUACAUAUUCUGUUGCUGCUGCAAUGAUUCAGGAAGAGAUGUUGGAAAUGGCAUUUCAGACUUCGGUUGGUGUCUAUGAAGCAGCUUGGUCCCAAGAAGGUUUAGGCUAUUCUUUUCAAACUCCAGAAGCCUGGAACACCGACGACCAAUACAGAGCUCUUGGUUACAUGCGGCCAUUGGCCAUAUGGGCAAUGCAGUGGGCCUUGUCAAAGCCAAAGCUUUGUAAACCGGAGCUCAGACAUGAAGUAAGGGAGGACCAAGAAUAUUAUAGGCACCAUGCAGGGUUUGCACAGGUUGCACGUCUUCUAAAGUUGCCCAAUGAGGAUGCUGCUGCUAAAAGUACGCUAGAAGUUGUUUACGAUUCCAUUUGCAAGAGACUGUCGUUCUAAUAGCAGCAAAUGUGUGUGAUGGUUCCUACAAGGCUGGUUGUAAUGCAUUUAUCGGAUAUGAUACUGCUUUAUAGACUUCCAUAUGCAAAUGCAAUUUAACAGCUCUAUAAUAGUGAAACCAGAAAACUUUGCUAUUUCGUCCAAUUCUCAGAGAAAAGGCUUUCCAAAGCACAAAAA